This is a messenger RNA of Perkinsus marinus ATCC 50983, 799 nucleotides long. Its product is annotated as pre-mRNA splicing factor, putative. The record is from RefSeq and is a predicted model, not a curated record. The coding region runs from base 5 to 739 and encodes 244 amino acids. The transcript is spliced from 6 exons. Lineage: Eukaryota; Perkinsozoa; Perkinsida; Perkinsidae. Gene Ontology annotation, molecular function: RNA binding.
CACUAUGGCAGUCUACCGUCCAGGCCUCGGUCGGGAGGCGCCUCGCGAUGCCCAACAGAACGCUAUUGACAUCGUUGCUGGUCUCACGCCUGCAGCCAACAGAAUCGGUCUCAAGCAGGUUUUCCAAAAAUACGGCGAUAUCACAGUGUGUUGGCUACCACCUGUGGACAAACGCAACGAGAUGGCCGCAUACAUUCGUUACGAGCGUUCGGACAGUGCCCAAGCCGCAUUGGCAGCGUGUGACAGCGGAGAGGUUGUGCUGAAUGGUAUACCGCUGAAGGCUGAGUAUAGAUCUCGUGCGAAGUCCAGUGCAAGUUCAGCGUACGCAGCGAGGGAGCGUGGUGGUUUCAAUAGAAGUGGAAAACGGAGGAGUUAUGGCGCGCUGUCGAGCCGCAGUAGGAGUAGAGAACGUCGAAGGGCGAAAUAUGGAUACAGCUCGUCAUCAUCCUCAUCACGUUCACGUUCCCGGUCCUACUCGGGUGAUAAGAGGAGCCGCAGUUACGACAGUCGUGACGGGGACCGCAGCCGCCGACAUCGCCGUUCCUCUCGCGAUCGUAGGAGUAGUAGAAGUCGGUCUUACUCGAGGGACCGCAGCGACCGCAGGCGAGAUGACAGGCGUUCGUCGGACUACUACAGAAGACGCUCUGAUUCCCGCCAAGACCGGUCAGAGCGUUAUGACCGCAGUGGUGGAAGAGAAGCCCGAGAGAGCAGCAACAGAGAGGGAGGAGACCGACGAUGAGCAGACUGAGAUGGCAGUGGAGGAGGAGAAUGUUUGCGGCGUAUAUUCGUAUAUUCUCUU